AUGUCUAUCGUUUCAUUAUCAACGGGAGAGCCAACAGUCACCGCGGAAGAUUUGAAGAGUAUCAGUCAAGAUGCCGGCUUCUCCAUCCCGUCGGGAAACGUCAAUGAAACCGAAUUCCUGCUCUUCGCAAACAGCUUCGAUGCCGUCUGCGAAACCGUCCUCAACCUCCCGGAAUACCAUGAUCCGAGGUUGAAGCCGGCCACAGUCCAGGAAGGCGAGCGAAAGUAUGAGCGACCCAGCAAGAAGGACAACCCGCUCAACGCCUGGUCGCAUCGGACAUCGCUGACAUCAACCGAUGCCAACGUAUCAAAUGGUCCACUGGCUGGCAGAACGGUCGCGUUCAAGGACAACGUGAGCGUAGCGGGACUCCCGUUAACUCUAGGCGGACACCCAUCUCUCCUGAAAGGAGGGAAAUAUCCCAUCAGUCCUAUAGAUGCGACAGUCGUUGGGCGUGUUCUCGGUGCUGGGGGAUGCGUAAAGGGGACAGCGACAUGCGAGAACCUGUCCAUGUUUGCUUUGAGCUAUACUUCGGAUACGGGCGUGGUGCAUAAUGCGUGGAUGCCUGGUUACGCCACUGGCGGGAGCUCGAGCGGUUGCGGUGCGCUGUUGAGUAUUGGCGAUGUGGAGGAGGCGAGGAAAAGUGAUCAAGAUUCAAGGCAGUAUGCGCUUGGCGAAGGUGUAGAUCUGGCUAUCGGGGGAGAUCAAGGGGGCUCCAUCCGCUUGCCAGCGGCCUACUCUGGCAUAUACGGCUUGAAGGCGACGCAUGGACUGAUACCUUAUACUGGUAUUGCCAGCUUGAAUCCUCUGAUCGACCAUGUAGGGCCCAUGGCACGGACGGUAGACGACACCGCUUUAUUACUUUCGGUACUGGCUGGUUACGAUGGCAUAGAUUGCCGACCGACGCCAGAAUGCCCGAUGCCAUCUCAAGUCCCCCAAUACCACAACGACCUCCAAACCUGGAUCGGUCAAAAGAAAGACGCAGGCGAAUGGAACUCAACAUCAGCAGCCAAAGGCCUCCGCAUCGGCAUCCUCACAGAAUCAUUCUCCGUCGCCGGACUAGACCCCAGCAUAUCAUCCACAGUCAGAACAGCAGCCGAACGCUUCGAAGCCCUCGGGGCCGACGUCAAAGAAAUCUCCAUCCCACUCCACAAGCAUGGCGCCUCCAUCUGGACCGUGGCCGCGCGCCCUGCAAUGCCGUCAGGCGUCGCCAACAACCCCCCUGACACCCUCUCCUUCCCUAUGCCGCAUCUGGAUCCUGAGCCAGUAGGACAGCACUAUUUCACCACUCUCUCCAACCGCAAUCCAGCGGCUGUCAACGUGCUGAUGAACGCUGCGCAUCAGCAGCAGAGAUAUGGGCCUGCGCUGCACAGGAAAGCUUACAUGCACGUCUACGAGCUACGCGCGGCCUACGACAAAGCGCUAGAGGACGUAGAUGUCCUCCUCACACCUCUCAAUCCGACAGUCGGACCAAAACACCCAUCCGGAUCGAUCAAGACAGAGCAGAAUCCUAAAGGUCUCAGCGAGCGGAUGAUGGAUCUCUUCGAACCCGCCAUCGGGAACACGCUCAACACGUCGCCGUUCAACGUUACCGGACAUCCUGCUAUGAGUAUGCCGGUGGGCUGGGGACAGGUGAAGGAUGGGGAGGGGAGGCUCCCUGUGGGUAUGCAGGUUGUUGCUAAGCGCUGGGAUGAGGCGAGUAUCUUUAUGGCAGCGAAGGCGUGGGAGAUGGGUGUCUCGUGGACGGGGUCUUAG
Saxophila tyrrhenica is the source of this 1752-nucleotide messenger RNA. RefSeq lists its product as uncharacterized. The coding region runs from base 1 to 1752 and encodes 583 amino acids. The transcript has a single exon. Lineage: Eukaryota; Fungi; Ascomycota; Dothideomycetes; Mycosphaerellales; Extremaceae. Gene Ontology annotation, molecular function: catalytic activity. The record is from RefSeq and is a predicted model, not a curated record.